AUGAGAUUAGCCAACUGCGCAGGAGAUAUUAUAGUGCUCAAGUGUACGCGCAGACACAAGUGCACUCUCUAUUCCUAUCACUUUCAUACUCCGGUGGGACGACCACUCGACACGACCGUGUACAAGAUCAUUAAAUACAGAUCUGAGAAAGUAAAAAUGGCGAACAGUAGUAAGGAAGAUCUACUCCCACCUACCACAUUGCAAGAAGCUUCAAACAUGAUAAAUUUUCUAAAACUUUCACAUAAGCAAGAAAUUGCAAAAAUAAAGGAAACAUGCCUGAAACAAGCUGAAAUAAUAAAAAAAUUGGAACAAAAUCGAAAGAAAGAACUUGAAUAUUUAUCCAAUGAACUACAUAAAUAUGAAUUAAGCCUUGCUCUUAGAACAGAGGCGGUGAAAAAACAAUUAUCACAAAAAGAUGAUAUUAUUCAAAAGCAGGAAGAAAUAAUUGCUGAACUCACUGAAAAACUAAAAGUUAAGGAAAAUUAUGUGGUGCCUGAAAUGACAAUACAAGUCGAGUCGAAUUCUGACUCCGGUGUUGCUAUGGAAAAUGAAGAACUCGAUAAUUCACAUAAAACUGAACAAAAUACUGAAACAAAGACAAGUAGAAAAUAUAGUAGAAGAUUUGCAGAUCCUAUUAGCUUCCUACGUAGAGUUGACUUUUCUCCCAUGAAAUAUAAGCCUAGUAAUAGAGAAGGUGCUAAAAAGAAGGAAGAAAAGAAGAAAACUCUAGAGGUUGCCAAAUCUAAUGUCCUAGACGAAUGGGUUCGAAAUCGUGCCAACGACCAAGAUGAUUGGGUUCAACAUCAUCUUGAAAAAACUACAAGUGAUGAAGAUGGACUCUCUAAGGAUGUCUUGUUUUCGGACGAAACAAUUGAACCAGUUAUAAUACAGACAAAAAAAAUGAACGACAGUAUGAAUAAUCAUUUCUCUGAUGAUGGAAGUGAAGAUACCAGUGAAGAAAUCUUCGACAGAGUCAUGACCAGAAGCAGCAUCCGAAGAUCUGUUAAAGCAAAUCCUAAGUAUAAAAAAAUAAGUAGGACAAAAUCGAAAAUGCUAGAACAUUAUAAAGUAAACAUAAUUGAC
Brenthis ino (lesser marbled fritillary) is the source of this 1083-nucleotide messenger RNA. The record is from the annotation of a GenBank genome assembly. Lineage: Eukaryota; Metazoa; Arthropoda; Insecta; Lepidoptera; Nymphalidae.